Messenger RNA from Heterotrigona itama, 2210 nucleotides. Lineage: Eukaryota; Metazoa; Arthropoda; Insecta; Hymenoptera; Apidae. The record is from the annotation of a GenBank genome assembly.
AUGCUCGAGUUUCACAAUGAGUCUCUAACCGGUGAAGUCAAUCACCACGUAUUCCCUGAUCCUCCAUUCCUUCUUUUCUCUUUUCCGUUCGUUUCUCUUCCACCAAAAUCGGAAAACCAAGCAGAAAACGAGAAAGUAAAGAGGAAGGUAUUGGAAAUGAAAGAGAGAGAGAGAGAGAAACGAAGGGAAAAAAGAAACAGCGAAUGUACACGUGUAUGCACCAGUGGUUUCCAAUGCGAUGGGACCAGAUGCAUUCCGGUUGACUGGCGAUGCGACGGCCACUUGGACUGCGCUGAUCAUAGCGACGAGACCGAGUGCGGCGAGUGCACUGUCUCCUCCUCCUCUUCCUCGUCCAGUUCCAUCAACAGCACGAAGAUCAUGAAGAAACCGAUCUUGGCGAUGAACACCAUCUCGAAGUCGGCCUUGCACUGCGGCGAGAGGAGAUGCAUGUCGGCCAGCCACAUCUGCAACGGCGAGAUGGACUGUCCUUGGGGCCAGGACGAACGAUACUGUCUGAGACUGAGUCAGAGAAACGGCGACGUGGGCGAAGGGAGAUUGGAAGUGUACCACGCAGAGAUGGGCAAAUUCAUGCCAGCCUGCAUCCCUUACUGGGACUCGAGUUCCGCUAAAACCAUCUGCUCCAUGCUCGGAUACACGGUGUCAAUUUCGUCCAGGUUGAUGGCACAAGGCAUGAACCUCACUCAAAGGGAACCCAAGCCUCGUCGUACGAAUCUUCUCAAGGAAUUUCAAGAAUGUAUCACGGAUCAAGAAGCCUAUCCGACUGCUGAGUUAACUUGUUCAGAAUACGCCUGCGGGAGGAGGAACACGGUCUAUGGGAACAUGAAGGCUAAAACGAGAAUCGUGGGAGGCGUGGAAUCAGCCCCUGGUGAUUGGCCAUUUUUGGCAGCCCUUCUCGGAGGCCCUGAACAGAUUUUUUACUGCGCCGGAGUCCUGAUUGCCGAUCAAUGGGUUCUCACUGCGUCUCACUGCGUGGGCAAUUACUCCGACGUUACCGGGUGGACGAUACAACUGGGAAUUACUAGAAGACACUCGCACACUUAUCUUGGUCAGAAGCUGAAGGUGAGAAGAGUGAUGCCCCAUCCGGAGUACAAUGUAGGAGUCGCUCAAGACAACGACGUGGCACUUUUUCAGCUGGAGAAACGAGUUCAGUUUCACGAACAUCUAAGGCCAGUCUGUCUGCCAACAGCCGACACUGAUCUAACGCCCGGAACACUGUGCACCGUGAUUGGCUGGGGGAAGAAGAACGACACCGACACUUCCGAAUACGAGCUAGCUGUGAACGAAGUUCAAGUCCCAGUCUUGAAGAGAGAAACCUGCAAUCUCUGGAUCACGUUCAAGGAGUUUAACGUCACCGACGGGAUGAUAUGCGCUGGAUAUCCGAACGGAGGCAAAGACGCGUGCCAGGGCGAUUCUGGCGGGCCUCUGCUGUGCCAGGACAAGCACGACAAGGAGAAAUGGUUCGUCGGUGGAAUAGUAAGUUGGGGUAUCACGUGUGCUCAUCCGAAACUACCGGGCGUGUACGCUUACGUGCCCAAAUACGUGCCCUGGAUUCGCAACGAGAUGGCCAAAUAUUCGGACGUAGGUAUGGGUUAAACAGAAAAAAAUGAGAAUCACGAGGGCUCGCGUCGAUAGAACGAGUCAUCCAUCGACGAAGCAUUCAGGUAUUCAGCUUUGGACAAUAAUUACGUACGACAAUAAACUUGAAGUAGUCGAGAAACUGUAGGAACACCGAAGAACCUUUGCUAGAUAUCGUCAAACAGUAUAAUCAAUAAUAAUCAAUUUUCCGUUGAUCCAUUAGUUGACGAAGUUUCCAUUCUGUUACAAUGACGGAAAUAUAAUCGUCAUGCAUUUCGAAACAUUAUACACACUGGCGACAUAUUCUUCCUCUGUAAAGACAAUACGACAGACACUUCGGGGUUGAAGUCUUCGUAUUCUCUUCUCUUUUUCGGCGAGUAUUUUCACUGUCGACUUGCCGACUUUCUCUCCAAACGAUAAUAAAUCCGACAAUAUUAAAUAUAACGCGUAACUGUUUAAUCCAUUCGCAUCACGGAACAGUGACUAAUUAAGGACUUCACAUUUGUUUGAUUACAUAUAUUCCGAUUUCUUACUCAAUUUCCUGACAAUUUCUGAUCGUUUUUUUGAUAUUUUAGAUUAGCUGUUUAGGAUACUCGAGUCACGGCAAAUUAUAA